Messenger RNA from Nothobranchius furzeri (turquoise killifish), 5403 nucleotides. RefSeq names its product ATP/GTP binding carboxypeptidase 1 (gene agtpbp1). Gene Ontology annotation, biological process: protein side chain deglutamylation; proteolysis. NCBI's taxonomy places the organism in Eukaryota, Metazoa, Chordata, Actinopteri, Cyprinodontiformes, Nothobranchiidae. The record is from RefSeq and is a predicted model, not a curated record. Gene Ontology annotation, molecular function: metallocarboxypeptidase activity; zinc ion binding.
UAACCGAGAACGUCUCUGCUAUCAUCUCAUCAUCAUCAUCAUCAUCAUCAGGGCGUAGCAACAAAAACAGUAGCGGACCAUCUUAUCAUACUAUCAGCCCAGCCUUAUCAUGACAACAGUUUAUUUUUAAAAAGAACACAAGAUGAUGUUUUGACUUGGUUGAAAAUGAACAAACCCAAAAUGGCCACAGAGAAGGGUGUUCCCAGUAACUCCAGGGUAAUGAUGCUUCUUGGCCAGCUGGAGAGGAUGAAUGGGGAGUCCAUGCUGAGGGAUGUUGAAAUGGCAAGACAGGUCACAACAAAGAUCCUUCAUGUCAUACAGACACAAGAGAAGAGUGGAAAAGAGGUGAUGUCCAAAGGAUCCUCUGGAAUGGAGGUCAUCUUGGCUUCACUGGAGAACAGCAGGGAUGUCCAGACCACCCUAACCAUCUUGAGCAUCCUCACUGAGCUGCUAACUGUUGGCAGAGGCCGCAGAGUGGGCGUGUUUGUCUCCAAAGGAGGAACUGGAGUAUUAUUCCAGAUUCUGGUCAAUGCCAGUAAAGAGUUUCCUCCCAGUGAGGAACUCAUGCUGCAGCUUCACUCACUGCUGGCUAAGGUUGGCCCAAAAGACAGAAAGUUUGGAAUGAAGGCACGUUUAAGCGGCGCUCUAAACGUCACCAUCAACUUAAUGAAACGAAAUCUACUGAAUACAAAACUACUCCUGCCCUGUCUGCAGGUGCUCAGGGUUUACGCCACCAGCUCUGUGAAUGCAAUUUCAUUGGGGAAGAAUGGCGUGGUGGAGCUUAUGUUCAAGGUUAUCGCACCGUACAGCAAGAAGAACACGAGCCUAUUAAAGGUAGCUCUGGACGCACUGGGAGCUCUGCUCAAAUCCAAAACAAAUGCUCGUCGAGCGGUGGACGGUAACUUUGUUCCCGUCUUGCUUAAUCUGUACCUGGACUGGCAUCGCAAUGACGCACGGCAUCGCUAUAUGCUGAUUCGUAAAGGGCUGCUGGUCUGCCUCAAAAACAUCACUAACAUCAAAGUUGGCAGGAAAGCCUUCUUUGAGGCCAACGGCAUGAGGAUUCUUUACAACUCAUCUACUGAGUGCCUUCCAGUGCGGACUCUGGAUCCUCUCGUCAACACUUCAAGUCUCAUCAUGAGGAAGUGUUUUCCUAAAAACCGCCUGCCUCUGCCGACUAUCAAGUCGGCCUUUCACUUCCAGCUGCCUCACGUUCCUGCUGACGGGCCUGUGGCACAGCUGUACAGCCAGCUGCCUGGAGUGGACGAUGUGGUGGAUGAAAGUGACGAUAACGAGGAGCCAGAGGCAGAUUCGGAUACAGAGAAUGACGAAGAUGAGAAGGACAAUUGUAGUCUGAAUGAUGACAUAGAAACAGACAUUAACAAGCUACAUCCCAAAAGGUCCAUCGGCCGUUCGUUUGAGGAGUUGAAGUUCUAUAAGAAAUUUUUCUCAGAGUUGUUUGAAGAUUUUCAGCGCUACGACUUUGAGUGCUCAAAGAGUCUCUCAACAUCUUCAUCAGCAUCCCUCUCCUCAUCAUCGACUCGGGUCGCGCGGCCAAUCGCUCUGCCUGCAGCUUCAUCCCAAAAGCAAAUCUCACCAAACUCUCAGGAGGAUUUCAACUUUGUCAAAAGACUUCACACUCAGCAGUCUCCUUCCACUCCUGCUUCUACCACAACUGCUCCUCAAACACCUAUAGACCUGGAUUCAAUCCAUAUUAAUAAGGAUGAAGAUAAAAAAGAGGACGCCAAGUUUCCUUCUCCAGAUGGACAAACCAUUUCAGCCACCUUCUGCAGGUCCCCAGAACAGGAACUCAUACACCCACUGGAGUGUGUAUCUUUAGAGGACAAAGGAAAUCUGAGAGCAGAAGUUGGAUCAGAAAGAGUGAAACAAGAAGGGUCUCCAGUCAACAAUACGAGGCACAUACAGUCACCUUUGCUCUUAGGGGGUAUCCCUACCCGUCGUGUGGGAGGAGGCGGGAGUAACUGGGGUUCAGACUGUGGCUCAGAGGGCACCGAGGAUGAAUCAGGGGAAGGAGCAGUCCUUGAGGUGCCGGACACGGCCCAGCUUCUUCCCCUGCAUGAUCCAGACCUUUACGUGGAGAUGGUAAAGGAGACGUUUUCUGUCCCUCGAUACGCUGAAGUGGCUUACCCCGACUACUUUGGUCAUGUUGCUCCAACAUCUAAGGAACCUCUUCUGGAGAGACUCUACGGUGUUCAGAGGUCAAAGAUAUUUCAAGACAUUGAACGGUUGAUCCAUCCUAAUGACAUUCUGGAUAAAGUAGUUUAUGACCUGGACAUUCCCAGUUGUCCCGUGGUUGAAGACAGUGGCGAAUCGCUAAAGUUCAACUCCCAGUUUGAGUCGGGCAACCUCAGGAAGGCUGUUCAAGUUAGAAAAUACGAGUACGAUCUGGUGCUGAACGCAGACAUCAACAGCAAUCACUACCAUCAGUGGUUCUACUUCGAAGUGAGUGGCAUGCGUGUCGGAACAACCUAUCGCUUCAACAUCAUCAACUGUGAGAAGUCCAACAGCCAGUUUAACUACGGCAUGCAGGUGCUGAUGUACUCUGUGCAAGAAGCCAUCAGUGGCCGACCAUGCUGGGUCAGGGCAGGAACAGACAUCUGUUACUAUAAGAAUCAUUUUGCAAGGAGUUCCAUUGCAGCUGGUGGGCAGAAGGGAAAAUCCUAUUACACGCUGACCUUCAGCAUCACCUUCAGCCAUAAGGAUGACGUCUGCUACUUUGCAUAUCAUUACCCGUAUACGUACUCCUCGCUGAAGAUGCAUUUGUCCAAGCUGGAGGAUUUGAGGACUCCUCGGAUUUAUCUGAGACAGGAUGUGCUGUGUGAAACCCUCAGCGGGAAUAGCUGUCCUCUUCUCACCAUCACCGCCAUGCCCGAGUCCAACUCAAACGAUCACAUCUGUCAGUUCAGGAAUCGCCCGUUGAUCUUCUUGUCAGCCAGGGUGCACCCCGGAGAGACCAACGCCAGCUGGGUAAUGAAGGGCACGCUGGAGUUUCUGAUGGGCUCCAGCCCACUGGCAGCCAGCCUCAGAGAGGCCUACAUUUUCAAGAUAGUUCCCAUGCUCAACCCCGACGGAGUUGUUAAUGGAAAUCAUCGUUGUUCUCUGAGUGGGGAGGAUUUGAAUCGCCAGUGGCUGAACCCCAAUCCCGAGCUCCACCCUACCAUCUACCACACUAAGAGCCUGCUGCAGUAUCUUGCAUACAUACAAAGAGCCCCACUGGUGUUUUGUGAUUACCACGGCCAUUCCAGGAAGAAGAACGUCUUCAUGUACGGCUGCAGUGUGAAGGAGACAGUCUGGCAGACAAAUAUCAGCGCCAGCUCAAGUGACUUGCAGGAGGAUCUCGGAUACAGGACUCUUCCUAAGAUCCUGUCCCAGAUCGCCCCGGCCUUCAGCAUGGGAAGCUCCAGUUUUGUCGUGGAGCGUUCCAAAGAGUCGACCGCCCGUGUUGUUGUGUGGAGGGAGAUCGGAGUCCAGCGCAGUUACACUAUGGAGAGCACGCUGUGUGGCUGUGACCAGGGCAAAUAUAAGGGACUUCAGAUUGGUACCAGAGAGCUGGAAGAGAUGGGAGCUCAAUUCUGUGUGGCUCUGCUGAGGCUGAAGAGGUUAACUGGUCUCCGCAAUCACCAGAAUCUGCUGGAUUUAGAGUGCGACAUCAUCGGGACGCAGUCAAAAGCAGCCAGCUCCCUGACUACCUAUGUGAUGGAGGAGGAUGAGCCAUCCUUCCUGGAAGCGAUAGACUACAGCGCUGAAAGCAACGACGAGGACGGCGAGCCCGAAAACGAACUCUGCUGUGAAGUUCAGGAGAAUUUUGAUCUACUGUCAGACUCUGAAACCACCACAGGGACUAGUUAGUGAUCAACUUUGUACCUGCCUCUUUGACCUUUUAACUAGCCAAUGCUUGGUGGGGGUAAACAAAGAUGCCACUGGAGUAACGGAAAGAAGCGUCACCUCUCACGAUGAAAUAACUUAGUCACACCUGAACGAGCCCACCACCUGCCUUUCUCUUGCUUAAGCAGCAGUAAGAAUCAGGAGUGAAUGUUUUCCUCACACUGUCCCACUGUUCAUAAACCUCAGACACCUUAUAGCCUCUGAGUGUCACACGUUAACGACCACAACCAGGCUUAUGCAGCAGGCAACACUGUCGUUGACUAAAUAAAGUUCUUCAGAGCUGCUUACACAGCGGCAGACCUGCCUUCCCGAUUAAACGUCCUUCUGAUCCUCAUCUCAUGUAUUAAACCCACCUCACCCCUCAUUUGGUGCAGUCUCUCACAUGCUGUUUGCCUUCCUAUUUACCAAAUUGAAACUAUUUAUAUCACAUGAAUGUAAAAUGUUCAAAUCUUUAUAUGUAAAUGGGCCUUAUUCUACACAAUAUGGAGAUGUACACAGCAGACUCACCAUGGCUUGUCUCACGUUUUUAGUUGCACUCGGCUGUUAGGCACUUUGAUUGAAUGUAUAAAAUAUCCACAUGUCCUGUCAGUGUUCUCACUGUCCUGAUAACCAACAGUAUCCUAAAGCAGAAACAAGCAACUGGUGUUAAUUAAAACUUCAUUUUGCACUGUUUGUAUCGAGUUAGAGCUAGGACUAGUGUAAAACUCACUUUAUACAUCACUAAUAGAGAAAAAGACGUUCUCAAGGCCCAGCAAAAGGUGACGCUCUCUUUGUUAGAUUAUAUUUAUUAUAGUAUAAUGUUGCCUCCUUUGCUUCCUUUUAUUCUAUGUGUAGAUUUUGCACAUUUGCAUUGCCCCAUGCAUAAAAACACAAUUGGUGCUGUUUAUCAAGAGUAAAGAUUGGUUUUAAUGCUUUUACAUUAAUAUAUAUAUGUGUGUGUGUGUGUGUGUUUGUGUGUGUGUGUGUGUGUGUGUGUGUUUCUGUUAGAUCUGUACAGAUAGUUAGUGCAUGGCUUUUUUGUUCUUUUUUAAAUUAUUCUUAAUUUAUGGAGUUUAUCAGGUGCAUCUUGCAUGUUUGUGGGAAUCACUUUUGGUGUCUAAUGUGUGUAUCCCUGGAUUUUAAGUUAUUCCAUUAUUUAGCUCAGCUAAAUGCUCUUAAAAAGAUUAUUUUCUAAGUUACUUUCCAAACAUUGUCUUUCUUCACUUUUUCAUUUGAUCUUUUGUUGUUUUCACAUUUUAUUCACAAGCAUCUUAUGAACCCAGAUCAGUGUGUGUGUGUGUGUGUGUGUGUGUGUGUGUGUAAUAAGCUGAUUUUGUGUUGUAAUAUGAACUGUGUGUACUAUCAUACUUAUGUUUGGAUCAGAUUGGGUUUAUUCUGCUCUCAGCUCUUGCUUUAUUUGCUUUGAGGUCAACAAGAACAAAUGGUACUAUAUUUUGAGUUGAGUGGCUGUAAAUUAAAGGUAAAAGUAAAGGCUUGGGAAAUAAACUGUGAACGAAAUAA